This is a messenger RNA of Vigna unguiculata (cowpea), 1894 nucleotides long. Its product is annotated as Pentatricopeptide repeat (PPR) superfamily protein. The record is from RefSeq and is a predicted model, not a curated record. Gene Ontology annotation, molecular function: protein binding. Lineage: Eukaryota; Viridiplantae; Streptophyta; Magnoliopsida; Fabales; Fabaceae. Gene Ontology annotation, cellular component: mitochondrion.
UUCGUGAACACAUCAGUGAUCCACGUUUUGGUAAAAACUGAAAUGGCAAAAGAAAAUUGAAACUCAUCUCAAGUUAGGGUUUAGGGUUUAAGAGCUCAGAUCAACUCAUAGAUCAUGAUGCAGUGGAGUAAAAGGGGAAUGUUGCUGCGUUUUCUCGCCGUCAUUCGCCGCUUUUCCACGGAGGCGGUGCCUGUUCGUGCCGCAGUAGCUGCCAGUUCUAGCGGCGGGGGAGAUACUCUGGGGCGGAGGCUUCUGAGCCUUUUGUACCCGAAACGCAGUGCCGUUAUCGCCAUCAAUAAGUGGAAGGAAGAGGGUCACGCGCCACCACGCAAAUACCAGCUCAAUCGCAUUGUUCGAGAGCUUCGCAGGCAAAAGCGCUAUAAACACGCACUCGAGGUAUGUGAAUGGAUGACCUUGCAGAAAGAUAUCAAGCUUGUGCCGGGUGACUAUGCAGUCCACUUGGACUUGAUAACCAAAGUUCGGGGUUUACAGAGUGCAGAAAAAUUCUUUGAGGAUCUUCCCGAUCGUAUGAGGGGCCAGCAAACCUGCUCCUCACUUCUCCAUUCGUAUGUCAAAAAUAAUUUGGUUGACAAAGCUGAGGCCCUCAUGUUGAAAAUGUCGGAAUGUGACUUUUUGAGAUGUCCUCUUCCUUACAAUCACAUGUUAACUCUCUACAUAUCGAAUGGGAAGCUAGAAAAAGUUCCUAAAAUCAUUCAGGAAUUAAAGCUGAACACUUCCCCAGAUGUCGUCACUUUCAAUUUAUGGUUAACUGCUUGUGCCUCGCAGAAUGAUGUAGAAACAGCAGAAAGAGUACUGCUUGAGUUAAAGAAGGCAAAAAUAGAUCCGGACUGGGUAACAUACAGUACAUUGACCAAUUUGUACGUAAAAAGUGCUUGCCUUGAGAAAGCCGGAUCUACUGUGAAAGAGAUGGAGAAUAGAACCACUAGGAAAACUCGAGAUGCAUUUUCCUCUCUGCUUAGCUUGCAUACAAACAUGGGGAAUAAAGAUGACGUUAAACGAAUAUGGCAGAAAAUGAAAGCCUCCUUUCGCAAAAUGAAUGAUAAUGAGUAUAUUUGCAUGAUAUCCUCUAUGGUGAAGCUUGGAGACUUUGCUGGAGCUGAGGAUCUUUAUAGGGAAUGGGAGUCUGUUUCUGGGACCAAUGAUGUCAGAGUUUCAAACAUACUUCUUGCUUCAUACAUUAACCAAGAUCAGAUGGAAUUGGCUGAAAGUUUUUGUAAUCAAAUAGUCCAAAAGGGUGUCAUUCCUUGUUACACUACAUGGGAGCUAUUGACUUGGGGGUAUUUGAAAAGGAAGGAUGUGGAAAAGUUUCUCGAUUAUUUUAGUAAAGCUAUUUCUAGUGUGAAAAAAUGGAGUCUGGAUCAAAGAUUAGUACAGGAAGCAUUUGAAAUCAUUGAGAAGCAAGCUCAUACUGAAGGAGCAGAUCAGUUGUUAGUUAUCCUUAGGAAUGCUGGUCAUGUGAAUACUGAUAUUUAUAAUCUAUUUCUCAAAGUUUAUGCAACAGCUGGUAAAAUGCCUCUCAUUGUCGCAGAGAGGAUGAGAAAGGAUAAUGUGAAGUUCGACGAUGAGACUCAGAGACUAUUGGAUCUAACCAGUAAAAUGUGUGUGAGUGAUGUUUCAGGGAAUUUGUCCUAAGCCAAGCACCAAAUAAAGGAGUUUUAUAGAGUGUUUGGCUGGUGAGAUGGUAAGGGACGUAGCUUAGCGUGAGUUCCAUUUUAUGCGCAGUGCAUGGAAACCAGUUCUGUUAUAACUUAUGAUGCUCCGACACUGCGCAUAAAUGCGUGUCCCGUGUCCUAUAUGUAUCGGACAUCAAAACUCGUAUGAUACUUGUAGGACACGCAAUAUUUAAUUUAAAAGAUAUUUUUUUUAUCUUUAA